Messenger RNA from Rhipicephalus sanguineus (brown dog tick), 4095 nucleotides. It is a transcript of the gene Klp61F, whose product is annotated as kinesin-like protein KIF11. Gene Ontology annotation, molecular function: plus-end-directed microtubule motor activity; microtubule binding; ATP binding. Lineage: Eukaryota; Metazoa; Arthropoda; Arachnida; Ixodida; Ixodidae. Gene Ontology annotation, biological process: microtubule-based movement; mitotic spindle assembly. Gene Ontology annotation, cellular component: nucleus; spindle microtubule. The record is from RefSeq and is a predicted model, not a curated record. Bases 174 to 4058 code for a protein of 1294 amino acids. The transcript is spliced from 26 exons.
GGUAAAAUUAUGACCAAUGGCAGAUUGACGCCUUCUAAGUGUGUGUGUUCAAAAAAGGCUACGGCUCUUCUGUCGGUUCUGUCAGCUCUGUUCUUCGGCUGUGCGUGCUGCAAGAAUUCUUGAAGCGGCAGUAGCUCAUUUUCGCAGUUUCUCCUGGCUUGUUUCACACCGCCAUGGCUACGAAAAAGCUGGGUAACCAGCACAUCCAAGUUUUCGUGCGAUGCCGGCCUCCAAAUGCGAUGGAGAAACGGAAUGGCUUCGUCAGAGCUGUCGAGGUCGUACCAGAAAAGAAGGAGAUCCUCGUAAAUGACCGAGUCAUCCCGGAACGGACCCUUCGCAAAUCGUUCACGUUCGACAAAGUAUUUGGGCCUGAUGCAAAGCAGAUCGACGUGUACCGGGCAGUCAUGGAGCCCACCAUAGCCGAGGUCAUGAUGGGCUACAACUGCACAGUGUUUGCAUACGGUCAAACAGGUACCGGCAAGACCUUCACCAUGGAAGGCGACAGGUCGAACGUGAACUUGGGCUGGGCCGACGACCCCUUGGCUGGCAUCAUCCCACGCACACUGCAGCAACUGUUUGAAGAGCUUCAGUCGCAGGAUCUUGAGUUUACGAUCAAGGUAUCCUUCCUCGAGUUGUACAAUGAGGAGCUCUUUGACCUUCUCAGUGCUCACGAGGACACUUCAAGGAUGAAGAUCUACGAGGACUCUUCCAGAAAGGGCUCCGUCAUUAUCCAGGGCCUCGAGGAGAUCACGGUGCACAACCGUGAAGAAGUGUUCUUCAUCCUCCAGAAGGGCGCAGCAAAACGUCAAACUGCUGCUACACUCCUCAACGCAACGUCUUCACGCAGCCACACAGUUUUCUCUGUCACGGUUCACAUCCGUGAGACAACGGAUGAUGGCGAGGAGCUAGUAAAAACUGGCAAACUCAAUCUUGUUGACCUUGCGGGGAGUGAGAACAUUGGCCGCUCUGGGGCCAUUGACAGGAGAGCUCGUGAAGCAGGCAACAUCAACCAGUCUCUCCUGACACUGGGUCGCGUCAUAACUGCUCUGGUUGACAAGGCACCACAUGUUCCAUACAGAGAAAGCAAGCUGACUCGGCUUUUGCAGGACUCUCUGGGUGGUCGCACAAAGACUUCCAUCAUUGCAACCAUCUCGCCCGACAUGACUAAUCUGGACGAGACAUUGAGCACCUUGGACUAUGCUCAUCGUGCCAAGAACAUCACCAACCGUCCAGAGGUCAACCAAAAGAUGACCAAGCGGGCACUCAUCAAGGAGUACACAGAGGAGAUUGAGCGUCUUCGAAGGGACCUGGCUGCAACCAGAGACAAGAAUGGCGUCUUUGUGGACCAGGAGAACUACAGAAUGAUGGAGGUGAGGCUGACCAGCCAGUCGCAAGACAUCCUGGAGAAAGAAGCACAAAUUGAGUCCCUGAAUGUAAAGCUUUUGACAAUGACUGAACUCUUCGAGAGAACAAAACAAGAAGUUGCUGAAACGACCGAGCAGCUCCAGGCAACAGCUGCUGAGCUCCACAGCACAAAGAGAACCUUGGAUGCAACAGAGCAGGCGGGAGCACAGACGGGAGCAAUGUCGCCACAGACGGGAGCAAUCGUAUUGAGAUUCUGUGAUUGUACUGUUCAUACUGCCUUGCUCGCGAUGCCUGCCCUCGAAGGUAACUCCACAGGACGAAACAUCGGUGCGCUUGUUGUGGACACACUAACGAGCAAAAAGAUACCGCUCCAGAACUGCAUCGGCAUGGCGUGUGAUAACGCACCAGUCAUGAUUGGAUUGAAAAACGGAGUGGCUGCUGUGCUGAAAGAAAGCCAUGAGAACAUUGCCAUCAUGGGCUGUUGUUGCCAUUUGAUCAAUCUGGCAGCACAGAAAGGAUCAGCAUGCCUUCCACUUAAUGUGGAUGAGGUGCUAGUUGACAUUUUCUACUGCCUCGAGAAAAGCUCAAAAAUGAAGGACAAGCUGAAAGCUUUUCAGUCUCUCCAUGAUGUAGAGGCCAAGAAAAUUUUAAAGCAUGUCAGCACCAGGUGGCUCUCUCUCGGAAGGAGCCUUAAACGGCUUGUGGACCAGUGGCAGCCACUGCCACUGGCCCUCCGGGCAGCAACAGAGUACAUGAUCCUGAAAUUUCUACUGAAGUGUGCAGAAGUAGCAAGGCUUGCUUCCAUUGAACACGCCAGGUUUUCUGAUGUCAAGUACUUGAUCAACCGCUUCCCAGUGCUGUUACCACUUCAAGAGGGGCAAGAUGUGAAUUCUGCUCUGGACGACAUUCAGGCAGAGUUCACGCGUCUUCAGUUGGAAGAACUACCCGCUGAAGUGCUGUCCAAAACAAGUGUUGAGAAAGAAGAGCAGGCUUACCUUGUGCAAGCCCACAGCAAGACAGAGGCUACACUUACUGCAACUGCUGAGGAGUUGGUUGGUGUUGCAAAAACCACCACAAACGACAUUGACCUGCUGCAGCAAAAGCUUCAGCGCACGUCUGCCAUUGACCAGGCAAACAAGGAGCGGCAGUCUGCCUUUGUGUCCAGCUCGAGUGCGCUUUUCGGUCAAAUUGAAGCAAGUUUCACCGAACGGCUUGCUUCUCAGCGGGAUGUCCUCAGUGGCGUUGGGGGCUCACUUGCUUCACUGGGCAGCCUUGUUCAGCAACACCAAGCUGCUGUUGCUGCAUACACGUUGGAAGCCAAGAAAUUUGCUGACGAGAGUGCAGCCGCUGGCACUUCCCUCCUCUCUUCACUGCUGUCUACAGUGCAAGCUUCCCAGGAGCAGCAGGCGGCUCAGAUGGUGGCCAACUUGACCAACAACCAGGAAAGGCUGCAAAAGCUCUGCCAGUCUCUUGUUGCGGAGCGCAUGCAAGCUGCACAAAAGAAGCUGCAAGAGCUGGAGAAGCACCACUUGGCCUUGGGGGAGCAGGUUUCAUCUGUGUGCCACCUUGUCUCUGAUGAAGUCGCUGCACACUACAAGCAGCAGGUGCACCUUGUGUCAUCCAUACUGGAGGAAAAUGACAAAUUGCGUCGGGAGUUGGACACCAGCAAUGAAGAGAUCCAGAGGCUCUCGGCUGCAAUGGAGGCGAAAAGCACUGAAGCAAAGAAGGACAUGGCUGUUUUCAAGCAGCAGUUUGAGAAGUUCUCUCAGUCCUUCUUUGCAAUGGAGGCUGAACAACAAGACACCAUGGCCAAGAUGACUGGACUCUCUGCCACUGUUGCAAGAACGGGCAUCGCCGUGACAUCCGCCGUCAAGAACAAUGCAGAAUCACUGGUGAAGUCCUCUGAUGACCUUGUUUCCAGUGUGGCUGCUCUGCACCAAAAUGGUGCGAAGACAACAAAAGAUUGCUUGGCUAGGGCACAAGAGGCCUCCCGUGACCUUUCCAACAUCCACAAGGUGGUGGAAGAGAGAUUCUCUGACGAGGUGACUUCCACAUGUGAAUGUCUAGCGGAGCAGAAAAGAGCUGUCGACGAUCAAAUGGCAGCCUGCGCAAGUGCCGUAUCAGAAGCUGUCGGUGCAGGAACUGAUGUCGUACGAGGCCAAGCUGACAAGGCCAAGGCGUUGGCUGGCGAUUUGGAUGCCACUGUGUCCAACAGCUGUGACAAGCUUUUGUCCACUUGCCAUCACGGCACCGUACAGACCGCGCAAGCGCAGGACAUUUCCGAAGCUCUUCGCGCAGGCAUCGCCAACGACAUGGCAAAAUGCUCCUCGGUGGUCUCGGACUUCUUCCAGCAUGACCUGCAGGAGUAUGUACCCACUGGCUGUACCCCCCAGAGACGGGAAUACAGGUACCCGACGCAGCUGGCACAAACGUCGCCACAUGAGCGGAUUCUAAGUAGGCUGAGGACAACAGUGGAUUUUGACGCUGCAGCACGGCUAGCGCUUCCAUCAUCUGACGAGAUUGGCCUGACUCCACCACUGGCCAAAUCUGUUCCAUCUUCUUCUGGAUCAUCGACAGAGUCUCUGGCAUCCAAUCCAGCGCUGGACAACAAAGAAAACUCCACCCGGACUACCAAGACGAAGAAGCUGCCAAGACUGACAUCUAAAAAGCAACUGACACAGCGAAAUGCUUAGUACAUUUUAACAGCAUGAACCGUACAUUUUGUUUUUA